AUGACCAACCCCACUCGCAACGUAAACUUGUACUCAAAGGCCGACUUAAACGCUUUACUUGGCAAUAGCUCGGGCGAUUGGACUAGAUAUCUUCCUCCUCCGUCUCUCGAACGUCGCGUGCCUUCAACCAAGCCAAUCUGUAUGACAGAAGACGCGUCCAAAUUCCAUUUGAACAUGGCUUUCAACCGCGAUGGACCGGAGAGGGAUCAAAACGUUCGGUUCACUUGUGGAGUUGGCCCCAAGACGUUGCCUCCUACGGUCCAAGGUCCCAAACUGAUCGCUUCAGAUAUCUCGGACGAUGCAGACCGCUCGGAAUGGAGACAACAUUGGAGAAAAUGGGCGUUCCCUUUACGAACGGACGCUCCACGCGGCUUAACUUGGGGCCCUUACUAUGUGAGGCCGAUGGCAUCAUUGAAACGAUCAGCCGAAGAUGUCACUUUAUCAAAAGAGCCAAAACGACAAAGGAUCUUUGCCAUCUUACGAUCACCUCGAGAACCCCUUGUGAUCAAGCUGAAGAUCAAUCAGAACCCAUCAGCAUCAAUUGGAAAGGAUUCAAAGAUAUUCCAAGAUCAAGAACCGAUCCCACAUUCUUCUGGGCCUGUAAAGCGUGGUCGUAGCGGGUCAUCAAUCCUCGCUGAUGUUGGACAGCGCCAGCCAAAACGUCACUGCAAUACUGAAGUGGCACCCUCACCAACACGCGUGGUCGAUGGACCGAGGAGGAGGGACAUGGAUGGCCGGGAGAUUUUCACGACCUCAUAUCAACUUGCGAACUCUUCAGGACUCGCCUGCGACGAUAGCCGGAAAGAACUCGUCAACGUAAUGCUAUCUCCCUCUAAGGAAACUCCUUUGAUAAAAAGUCGGAUCAAGCUCUGUAUCUCUAGUCAAUUGAAAUACGCUUCAUGA
Molecule: messenger RNA, 903 nt
Organism: Melampsora larici-populina 98AG31
Lineage: Eukaryota; Fungi; Basidiomycota; Pucciniomycetes; Pucciniales; Melampsoraceae
Exons: 1
Coding region: 1-903 (300 amino acids)
Source: RefSeq, a predicted model, not a curated record